Molecule: messenger RNA, 1120 nt
Organism: Daphnia pulicaria
Lineage: Eukaryota; Metazoa; Arthropoda; Branchiopoda; Diplostraca; Daphniidae
Exons: 8
Coding region: 688-1035 (115 amino acids)
Source: RefSeq, a predicted model, not a curated record
UUUCUACCGCUAGAUGACUCUUCCACUAUUGAGAUGCCAAUAAAUUCGUCUGCUUCAAUCAGAUCUAAUUACUAAUUAGCAUAUGGUAAUUGCUAAAGUGGUUUUGACUGAGUGUCACGUUUUAGAACCUCCAUGCAAGUCCUGAAGGGAAAUUUGAGUUGCCCAUAUAACGUAGCUUCUGUGGUUAUUGUAGGAUUGUUCCCGAUGUUCCUCCAUGCACGUGGUUGGUGCCGAGCAUGGUGCCGAGUCACUGAUCCGGUUCACAAUAUUGUGUUGAGUUCUCAUGAAAUCAAAAUGGUCCCCUUUCCUAUGGAGCUGGUGUCAUGGAGAGAUGUCAUUAGAAUCCUUCUGUCUAAAUCCCAUUUCCCUGAGUCCUUGUGUACAUUCAUGUGAGGGUGAAUGUAUUCACGAAGACAUCCUUUCCUUGCUCUCCCACCUAGAGUUGGCUUCAUCUUUACACCUCUUUGAUCUAGUGGUCACUGGUCAGUCAUCAGUCUAUUUCAUGGCUUCUUGCAUUUGCUGGACGUACCCGCCAGAGCAACUUGGGCGACCAUUUUAAGGAAUCGAUCUUCGUUUUGGCAUAUGACUUCUUGGCUGAUGAUACUGGGCAUUGGUAUCACCAUCAACUUUUGGACCUGUGGUGUGAACGGGUCAGCUUUAUUUGCAGCUGAAGGACUGUGAUGGCGAAUGCAAAGAUUUCGGUAUCAUCAGCUUUCGGAUCUUUGGUGUGAACGGCCCAUCCUUAUUACCACACGAAGGACUCCAGUGGCAAACGCAAGAUACUGUGCACUGGUGUCGCUAUCAACUUUUGGACCAUUGGUGUGGACGGGUCAGCUUGGCAUCUGGAGUCUGCAGUGGCCAACGCAAGGUUGGCAGCCGGGAUGUUCUAAGGCCUUUUUGCGAAGCGGAAAAAAUGAGACAGGCAAUAAAAAUGAGAUGACACUGACUGCACCGAUGUCCACGAGAGAGGGAAAUCAUCCAUCAUCUAGCAUUUCGCAAAAACGUGUACGCAUGUGCACCAAUCGUGCAAUUUAAAAAAUUUAGUCGAGACUAAUCUUUGCGAUAGACUACAAUUUAAGAAUGAAAGAGAAGGUUUUGAAGAAAUAAGAGAGCAUGACCG